Aspergillus ibericus CBS 121593 is the source of this 838-nucleotide messenger RNA. RefSeq names its product L-PSP endoribonuclease family protein. The record is from RefSeq and is a predicted model, not a curated record. Bases 270 to 686 code for a protein of 138 amino acids. Lineage: Eukaryota; Fungi; Ascomycota; Eurotiomycetes; Eurotiales; Aspergillaceae. Gene Ontology annotation, cellular component: mitochondrion; cytosol. The transcript is spliced from 3 exons. Gene Ontology annotation, molecular function: deaminase activity.
CUUCAAUAGAGACAUAACCAACAAGCAUAAUCACUCAUACGUAUAUAGAAUCGAUAGAGACCAACCAAGACAUUGUCGCGAUGCCCUCUCAUCACCCACGUUCUUAGUCACAGCUGAGUGGGGCGCGUUGAUAACGGGAUUCUUCGAGCUUCCCCGCUUAUCAGCAACCUCCUGUCUUCCCCAGACGAUAUAUCUGGAAGCAUUGUUCUCCCAUCGUAUAUGAUAUUUGCAAUUGGAAGAGUCAAAGCAUAUCAUUGAUUAUAUAAAAGAUGUCCAAGACAGCGAGAAUCCCCAUCCGCACCCAAAAGGCCCCUCUUCCCCCGCCGUUCCUCUCCCAGGGCAUCGUUGUCGGCGAUAUGGUUUAUUGCUCUGGACAGGUGGGUGUGAAUCCUGCUACGGGGAAGAUGGUUGAGGGAUCAGUCCAAGAGAGGACAAAACAAAUCCUUCAUAACUUAGAUGCGGUGCUCGAAGCCGGCGGUUCUAGUCUGCAGGAUGCUGUGAAAGUGAACAUAUUCCUUGCUGAUAUGAAUGACUUCGCUGCGGUCAAUGAGGUUUAUAGUUCGUUUUUCGCGGAUCCGAAGCCGGCCCGGACAUGCGUUGCAGUCAAGACUCUACCACUGGGAACUGACGUGGAAAUUGAGUGUUCUGGGGUGGUGAGUGUGCCGAGUCGUGCUUCUCGUCUAUGAGCCCAUGCAGGCUCCUGGAUAUAGCUGGGGGGUGGUGAGUCUGUGAAGGGACAAAUGCGGAGAUAUGUAUUGAAAUGUGCUUAUGUGCAAUACACUGCAUCUCGGCCGAAUGCAACGGUUAGACUUAGACCAGAUAGACUGGUAUAUCUGCA